Molecule: messenger RNA, 2579 nt
Organism: Quercus lobata
Lineage: Eukaryota; Viridiplantae; Streptophyta; Magnoliopsida; Fagales; Fagaceae
Product: sucrose nonfermenting 4-like protein
Exons: 13
Coding region: 686-2116 (476 amino acids)
Source: RefSeq, a predicted model, not a curated record
AAAACAUCUCUUUCAAAGUUUCGUCUUUUAGGGUUCCAAAUCAGAUUCGAUCGUAUCGCUCCUCUCGAUUUUCACACCCACUUUCUUUUUUUGUUCUUCUUCCUUAAUUAUUAUUAUUAAUUUUUUUGGAAAUUUUUUUUUCUCAUUUAGGGUUUCGAUCUUUUUGUCGUUAACCUCUUUCGCUCUCUGCUUGUUCGAAUCCAAUUCCUGAAAUAGAAUUUUAAUUUUAAUUUUUUUUCAAAUUCGAAGUCGUUUUGGGGUGCUCUAAAAUCUAAACGGUGAGUUUGUGAUUUUUGCCCCAAAUUUUUUUUUUUUUUUUUUUUUAUCAGGGUUAGGGAUUUUUUUGUUUGUUUGUUUGUUCGUACAAUUUCAUUUCCGAGCUUUGCGUUCUGUUAACUACGAGUUGUAGUGGUAGUAGUAGUUGAUAAUUGGUAAGCAGUGAUUGGGGUUUUUCAUUCUUUUGAAAAAUUUUGAACUUUUUUAGGGUUUGGUUAUUGUAUUUUUUAGGGAUUGUACUGAUUUGCAGCGAAUUUGCUUUGAUUUUUUUUUUUUUUUUUGGGGUUUUGUUAUGGUAAAUAGAUAAAGCGAGCUGUGUGUUAAAAACAAAAAAAGAAGAAGCAAGAAGAAGAAAGUUGAUUUCUUGGAGGGGCAUUUCUUCGUAAAUUGUUGAGAAAUUCAGGGGUAAAUGUUUUCGCCGAACAUGAAUUCUGUGCCGGAAGAAGCCGCAGUUCCGGGCACAGUGUUAAUCCCAAUGCGGUUCGUUUGGAAACAUGGUGGGAACAGUGUUUUUCUUUGUGGCUCUUUCACUCAGUGGGCUCAGCUUGUGCCGAUGUUGCCCGUUGAGAAUUGUGAUAACGUGUUUCAAACUGUUUAUGGCUUAUUGCCUGGAUACCAUCAGUACAAGUUCUAUGUUGAUGGACAAUGGCGAUAUGAUGAAUCUGAACAUCAUGUGACUGGUGAAUAUGGGAUUGUGAACACGCUACAUCUGUCUACGGAUGACAUGGAUGUCGAUACUGAAACCUUUCGGCGUGUGGUCCGAGUUACAGAUGGUACACUGACUGAGGUAGUGCCCAGCAUAUCAGAAACUGAUUUACAGGCAUCCCGUCAACGUAUAUCUGCUUUUUUGACUAAUCACACUGUUUAUGAGUUACUUCCUGAGUCAGGCAAGGUUGUUGCUUUGGAUGUUGAUUUACCAGUGAAGCAAGCAUUCCACAUAUUACAUGAGCAGGGAAUCCCGAUGGCUCCUCUUUGUGACGUCCGCAGGGGGCAGUUUGUUGGAGUUCUUAGUGCAUUCGAUUUUAUUUUAAUAUUAAGAGAGCUUGGGAAUAAUGCGUCAAAUCUGACAGAGGAAGAACUUGAAACACAUACUAUAUCUGCUUGGAAAGAGGGAAAGGCGUAUCUUAACAGACAGAACGAUUGUCAUGGGAGAGCAUUUCCUAGGCGUUUCAUCCAUGCUGGUCCAAAUGAUAAUUUGAACGAUGUUGCUCUCAAGAUACUGCAAAAUGAGGUGGCCACAGUUCCCAUUAUCUAUUCAUCUUCCGAAGACGGAUCGUUUCCACAAUUAUUACAUCUUGCUUCACUUACUGGAAUUCUAAAAUGUAUUUGCCGAUAUUUUAGACAUUCUGCAAGCUCAUUACCUAUCCUCCAACUGCCAAUUUGUUCAAUUCCUGUGGGUACAUGGGCUCCUAAAAUUGGAGAAUCAAAUCGUCAACCGUUAGCAAUGUUGAGACCUAGUGCUUCUCUUCGUUCAGCAUUAAAUUUGUUAGUUCAAGCUCGAGUAAGUUCAAUACCAAUUGUUGAUGACAAUGACUCAUUACUGGAUAUAUAUUGUCGGAGUGAUAUAACAGCAUUGGCUAAAGACAGAGCUUAUACGCAUAUUAAUCUUGAUGAAAUGACAGUUCAUCAGGCAUUGCAGCAGUUGGGUCAAGAUUUAUACUCUGCUUAUGAGCUAAGGAGUCAAAGAUGUCAGAUGUGUUUGCGCUCUGACUCACUCCAUAAAGUUAUGGAGCGAUUGGCAAAUCCAGGUGUUAGACGGCUUGUCAUUGUGGAGGCUGGCAGCAAGCGAGUGGAAGGCAUUGUUUCACUCAGUGACAUUUUCAAGUUCUUGUUUGGCUAAUUCAAAUCAAUGAUUGAUGAUAUAAUUGAAGAGGCUUGUGCAAUCACUUAAGAUUUCCAGAUGUUUAUGGGCAUCAUCACCUGCUCAACUGUUCCAUAGAGACUCAAGUAGUUUACACGAUGACUUGAUCUCGUUUCGCUAAAAUAUACAAUUGGAUUGGCAAUUGGAUUGGCCUCUUGCUUCAACGCCUGCUUUUUUAGGAUUUUAGGCUAAAGAAAGAGGCUGUAAAUUGAGAGCAUUUGAUUCUCUCCCAAAUUUGUUCAUCAUCCCCUGUCCAUAUUGUUAUCAAGUACAUUAUGUCGUUACCUUUAGAUGCAUUUUUAAUGGGGAGCCUGUCGCCUGUAAUAUUUCUAUUCUGCAAUGAAGCAAGUGCAGAAAAGAGUUGGGGAAGAUGAAUACUAAAUGAUUAAAGUUAUGGUGUUAAGCUUCAUUAACCCAUUAAUAUGCAUUGCUUUUUCAAUUU